UUGAGGAAUUAAUAACAACGUGACAAACACAGGGAAACUGACGUUAAUGUUUCCACCAUAUGUUCACGUACGUUUCUGAGAAAGGUAAUACAGCAGGCAGUUUCAUCAGAGCCGAGCUCUGAGCUGGAGUCGGUGCCGCUACAGGAUUGCUCAAUGGUUGUGUCACCAGGAGGCUGGACUGGUCGGGCGGAGUGUUUGAGCUCUGAUCUCAACAUCACCGGAGCUCACUCGCUCACUCACUGCCUCUCUGUGAGUGUGAGGCGGUCUCUCCGUCUCACCCCCCUCUCUCUCCCUCUCUCUCUCUCUCUGUCUCUCUCUGUCUCUCUCCCUCUCUCUCCAGUCUUUCUUUCUCUAUCUCUCUCCCAGUCUGGACUCGGAUUUUUUCUCAUCCAAAAAGUACACAGACCUCAGAGCCGCGGGCAUUCGCUCUCCAAAAGGACGUGGGGUUGGAUUAUUACCAAAAAAGACGCUGAAGUUUCAUUUAUGAUGAGGCUCACACGGAGUAAUGGAGCGCGCACUUUGUAGUUUAUUUUAACUACUGAAGGACUCAUAAUAAACAAGUCGAGGGUUUUGUUUUGUUUUUAUUGUUAUUUUUUUAAUCGUGUCAGGAUGAACUUGCAGUGGAGCAACCCGGCACCCUGCAUCCGCACCGGGAGAGGUGCGCACAAGCGGCUGGACUCAGACGACCAGCCACCGGCCAAAUGCGCAAGGCUGAGCGCCGAAGCCGGGGACACACAGGGACUCCUCGGUACUUCUCCCGGGUCCCCUGUGAGCCCAGUCUCAACACCUAUCCCUGCGACCCACCAGGGGCCAUCCAGGAUAGGACCGUUUCUCCUUCUACCUCUGUCGGACCGGGAGAGCGUGCAUAGCGCGAUGAACACCGACACUGGCGAUGAGCUACUGUGCAAGGUUUUUGAUAUGGGAGUUUACCAGGAAAAGAUCAGACCCUAUGGGAUCCUACCAGCUCACAAGAAUGUGGCCGGCAUCAGGGACAUCAUUCUCGGCGAACGCAAGGCCUACGUGUUCCUGGAUAAGGACUUUGGGGACAUGCACACCUUGGUGAAGAGCUGUCGCAGGCUGGAUGAGGAGCACGCCUGCAGGCUCUUCCGUCAGGUGGCUCAGGCUGUGGCACACUGCCACCAGGCCGGCAUCGUGCUGGGUGACCUCAAGCUCCGCAAGUUUGUCUUCGCUGAUGAGAAAAGGACACAGGUGAGACUAGAAAGCCUCGAGGACUGUCGCGUCCUGGAAGACCCCAACGAUGACUCCAUGUCAGACACCCACGGCUGCCCCGCCUACGUCAGCCCAGAGAUCCUCAGCAGCUCCGCGCCUUACUCCGGCAAGAUGGCCGACAUGUGGAGCCUGGGGGUCAUGCUGUACACCAUGCUGGUUGGCCGCUACCCCUUCCACGACCCAGACCCGGCCACGCUGUUUUCCAAAAUCCGCAGAGGCCAGUGCUGUUUGCCAGAGGGCUUGUCGCCAAAGGCCAAGUGUCUGCUCCAGAGCCUGUUGAGGAAAGAACCCUGGGAGAGACUCACCGCGAAUGAGCUGUUCGCUCACCCGUGGUUCCACCAGCCGCCGUCGUCGCAGGAAGUGGCGCUGGGUGAACAGGAAGUGAGCUCGGCGGAACAGAUGGUGCCAUCGUUUGACGUGGAAGAGGAUGACGAUCUGUUCUGCUGACAGACUCGAUUCAGAUGAGUCUGUCUGAGGGACCAAAACAAAAAAUCGCUAUGAGGGACUCAUUGUUUCUUUUUUCUUUUUUUUUUCUUUUUUUUUUAAAACAUUGGCACUUUUUAGAAACCCAUUUGUGUACUGUUGAGUGUACAUACACCCUCAAGCUUUCUACAAAAACUUACUGUACUGUAUUUUGUUGUCGUAUGUGUUACUUGCUAAGGGCAUUGUUCACAAUGAUCAUUCAUUGUGUUUCUAUACGUGUGUUUUUUGAAAUUAUUUGGUGCUAAAAGAAAUAACAAGGACUCAGAAUUUGCCAGAUUAUGUUAACAAAAUAAUCUCUGCAGGCUAUUAUGAGUACAUCACACGACAAACAGCAAACACCAGUGCUUGCACAGCUCUCAGCCUGUGCUCAUGAGGCUUCAGAAGGCAUUGGAUGAAUCCUGAACGGGAGGCGAGGAAAGCGAGAUGUUGUUCCUCUCACUCUCUGACCAGGUUGGAGGCUUCACCGGCUGAUUCACCAAGCGGCUCGAGGAAAGGCCUAGUACAAGCUUGACGUCUCACAGCAGGCAGUGUCACAGAGUGAGAAAGAUGGUUAGCAGAAGACUGAUGUGUCACCCUCAGCGGGGAUGCUACAAAGGUGUUUCGCUGCCAAUCUGGCAACGUCUCAGCAUUUACAAAUCUCCCACCAUGCGCAGGAGGUUGAGAAAAGCAGGGUGUGACUGAUGUGAAGACUCAGAAAAGCAGAGUUUGUCACACACACCCCCAACAUUAAGCAGUGGGCUAACACGAGUCUUUGUAUAUGGCUAAAAGAGAAAAGUACAUCUCAGUAGUUUUCUCAUUUUUACCCGCUGAAACUAAACCAUUUACCUUAUUUUUUACAGUUGAAUACAUGGGAUAAAGGGUGCAUCUGUACAGGAAGUGUCUAUUACCUUGCAAAUUUGACUGUGAUCAAUCUGUUCUCAAAUGUGUGCGAUCAGCCACAGCUAAACCUAACACUAGAUGCUGGAAGAAACUCUGGAUUGUUGGAGAGAUGGUUGGGUAAUUCAAUAAAAAAAAAAAAAAUCCAUAUAAUUCAAAUGGUACUUCCGACUAACGCAAUAUAAAUUAUCUCUCAAUCCAUCGAUGUUCGUAUUUCUUAAGAAAAACAUCCAGUUGAAGAACCAUCAAAUCAGAAAAUGGAAGACGGUUGAGCAGUUGAACCUGUUUUGUUGAUUUCUGUCAGAACAUUAUGUCAAACUGUGUUGCUUUAACAAAGCUGAGCUGUGCAGAGUGUUGUGCCCGUAUCACUGUGUUUCAUAAACUUAAUGGCUCUGAAUCUGUCGCAGUCAGGCAAUAUUUGAUGUUGUGGUUGUCUGAUGAUGACUCAACACUCGAGUGUGUCUGUAGAGAAUGGUCCUGACCUUGGCUGUAAGAAUCUGUUCUGACUGUUUCACCUCUUUAAUGGUACUCCCACCCCCCCCUUUUCUUUAUAAUCUUUUUGCCGUUGAAAGCUGUGGAUCCACGGAGACUAGAUAUCAUAGUUAGUGACAUGAUGUACCACAUACUAAAAGAUGUUUUUAUCUCGGGUAGUGACAGGCGGAUGCAGCGCUUCUGUGACGUUCAAGCCUUUUACAGGCUAGUGUGGCUCUGUAAGCCAGCUCAUUCUGGCACAGUUAUUUCAACAAUGGUACUAAAUCUGGCAAAUCUGAGAAGCGCUGUGCAUUAAAGUUUUGGGUCACGCAGUAGGCUAAUAAAACGUCUGUUGCAAUUCUUUAAUUAUUUUCUCUCAUCUGUUGGAGAAACCAGAUGGGAGCAGACUUGUGACAAUCUGAAUUGUUCCACACAGAAAAGUAAUUUAAAAUGAUUUAUGGUUUUGUUUCUGGUUCACACAUCAUUCAUGUGACAUGUAGAGUAAACUGACACGGGUGCACAAACUUCAUAUUGCACUGUGAAUUAUGUAUUUGUGACACAACCUAGCGGCUAUUAUUAGUCCAGACAGGUUACACACAAGAGAUAUAUUCAUUGUACAAAAGGUGUAAAUAUGUAUAUUUGAAAUAUGUGUGGAGAUGUUGAAUAAAGAUCACAUUUUUUU
Molecule: messenger RNA, 3742 nt
Organism: Larimichthys crocea (large yellow croaker)
Lineage: Eukaryota; Metazoa; Chordata; Actinopteri; Sciaenidae
Gene: trib1
Product: tribbles pseudokinase 1
Exons: 3
Coding region: 610-1677 (355 amino acids)
Biological process (GO): regulation of MAP kinase activity; positive regulation of proteasomal ubiquitin-dependent protein catabolic process; protein phosphorylation
Cellular component (GO): nucleus
Molecular function (GO): ATP binding; protein kinase activity; mitogen-activated protein kinase kinase binding
Source: RefSeq, a predicted model, not a curated record